UUCGCACACAACAUGUAGCUCCUGUUCCUGUCACUGUGGAUGAAAGUUAAUUAUGAAGAACUGCAUUAAGUCAUAAAUGAUCCUCUCCUUCCUGUCUCAACUGUCUCCCAGGACUGUAAUCCAGUCUUUGAGAUGGAGCGGCUGUCUUACACCGAACAGCUUUUGCUGCAGCUGAACCAGCAACGAUCUAAAGGACACUGGUGUGACGUGAUCAUUGUGGUAGAAAACGUUCUCUUCAGAGCCCACAAGAACGUCCUGGCAGCCUGCAGCAGCUACUUCAAAUGCCUCGUGCUGCAUGACAACCUCAUCACCCUGAACGCCGCCAUGGUGAAUCCUUUAGUGUUCAAACAGGUACUGGACUUUAUCUACACAGGUCAGCUGUCUACCUCUCACCAUGCUAGUGACCAGGGGGUGUCUGACCUCCUCAGAGCUGCGUCCUACCUGCAGCUGUCAGACUUAGCAGCUCUAUGUCGCAGAAAACUCUGCAGGUCCGGUAACUGGACAUCCUCCACCAUCAACGGCCACCUCCACCCAGGAUCUAUGGAGGUACAGCAGAGUCAUAAUCAGACGCUCCACAGGGAGGAUCUGUCCGAGGAGGAGCUUUUUACUGCACAGCAUGUGUCUGUUAACUCAUCAUCAGCAGUCGGCCUCAGUGGAAGUGUAGAAACAGGCCUGAGGCUAAAGCUGACCAGAAAGAGUCCGACUGGAAGCCUGCAGCAGAGCUCCCCACACUCCAGCAGCAAUUCAUCAGAUGACGUACCUUUUAACUCCAUCUCAGCUUUCUGUAACCAAAGAUCAGAGCACAGCGAGCAGCGGCACCCAACCUCAGACUCCCAGCAAACGGCAGCACACAAGAGGAACCGAUCCAGCAGCUGUUUGGAAGGAAGAGUGCAAACAAAGAGACAGGAAGUGGACAAUGGAGAGCUGGAAGAUCAAGCCGAGGUCAGUGAGGGAGAUUUGGUCCUAAAGGACGAGCUGAGAGAGAGCGGGAGUGAGGACGAGGAGCUUAAACCUGCCAGCUACAUCUACCACCAACUGCAGCCCGCGGUACAACCUGCUCUGCACGACACGUAUAUGUGCAUCCCCUGCGGGAGAGGCUUCCCAAGCUCCAAGCAGCUCAUCGCUCAUGUAGCCUCACACACCGCUGAGGAGCUGAGAAAGAAAAAUGAAGACGCAAAGGAGGACCAGGACACAAAAGAACCAAAACCAGAUGCGACCCGGCCUCGUCACACCUGCUCGGUCUGCAGUCAGAGCUACGCUGACGUGGCUUUGCUGACGCAGCACGAGAGGAGCCACUGGCCGACCAGGCCGUUCUCCUGCGACGUCUGCGGGAAGCUGUUCACGCAGAGGGGCACCAUGACGCGGCACAUGCGCAGCCACCUCGGGCUCAAGCCCUUCGCGUGUGAGGAGUGCGGCAUGCGCUUUACGCGGCAGUACCGCAAGAUGGAGCACAUGCGGAUUCACACAGGGGAGAAGCCUUACGAGUGUCUGCUCUGCGGAGUGAAGUUCACCCAGCAUCGGAGCAUCAUCAGCCAUUUAAAGAUACACACAGUGGUCUCAGUGUAG
Messenger RNA from Morone saxatilis (striped sea-bass), 1566 nucleotides. RefSeq names its product hypermethylated in cancer 2 (gene hic2). Lineage: Eukaryota; Metazoa; Chordata; Actinopteri; Moronidae. Gene Ontology annotation, cellular component: nucleus. The record is from RefSeq and is a predicted model, not a curated record. Gene Ontology annotation, biological process: regulation of transcription by RNA polymerase II. Gene Ontology annotation, molecular function: DNA-binding transcription factor activity, RNA polymerase II-specific; protein binding; RNA polymerase II cis-regulatory region sequence-specific DNA binding.